UUAGAGUAUAUUCUAACAUAUAUCCGCAAGAUGUUUAGUCGACACAUUAGUCUUUCCAUGAGUGACUUCCAAUAGCAAACUUGAAAUUUUAUUCUUAGGUGGCUAUAUAUAGGUGUGUAUUGCUUUCAUGUGUACGGAUAACUGUUGAACUAUAUUACAACCAAAUUUGUACAUUUAUUCAUUCAUUUUUGUAUUGUUGAAAGGAAUAUUAAAUAUUGAAUUAUCCGGCCUUUAUCCCCCCCCUUUUUUUUUAAUUUUAUUAUUUUUAUAUAUUUAUUUAUUGCUGGAUACUGUAUCAACUGUAUAUACAUGUAUAUGCCCUGUGUCGCCACUAUUGUAAAUCUCAUGUUUGAUUAUAGCUUAACGAGUUGUCUUUUAAAUGUAGAGGAUUCACCCUGUAAAUUUUAAUAUCUAUUGUAAACUGCAUACUAGAGUAUGCACAUUCAAGUAUUUCGUUAAAUAGUCGAACCUGCUUUCAGGGAAUUCGUGAUCGAUACAUUCGCACGCUGUGGUCAGGCCUAUAGUUUUGAUUAACAUAUAAGAUACCAGAGUGGUUUUGUGUAGUCUGGUGUUGAACUCUGAAUUUUUUAAAUCGUCCAUGAAUUCAUCAUAUCGUAUUUUUAAAUGCCAAUUCAGACAGGCACGGGAUAAACUCUUAUUUUCCCGCAAAAAUGUCAACUUUGGCGGGGUUUCCGGUUGGUGAUGCAAAAGAUGAAGACCAUUUCCGAGGGAUUGAUUAACAAACGGUAUGGGGAAACUGAAAUGUUUUGAAAUUCUCUGGGCAGAGAAUAAAUCUGUGUUUUACCCUGGAGAACGUGUAGCAGGCUGCGUGGUGCUGGACCUCAAGAAAGAUGUGAAGCUCCGAUCUCUCAGAAUCUUUUUGAGGGGUGUGGCUAAAGUUCACUGGACUGAGUCCAGGAACACGGGCACCCGACUGGGGUUAUAUACCGAACACUACAAUGCAGAGGUGGAGUACUUCUUUAAAAGACAAGUCUUGUUCGGUGGAGAGGUCACAGAUGGAAGAGAUCACAAUCUGGAGGCGGGUCAUCAUGAAUUCAAUUUCACUUUUGAUUUACCAAUGGGUGGGAUCUCCACAUCAUUUGAGGGUAAACAUGGCAGCAUCCGGUACUGGGUAAAGGCAGAGAUUGAUAAGCCGUGGUCAUUCAACCAUAAAACCAAGAAAGCCUUCACGGUCAUCAGUCCCAUUGACAUCAACCGUCCUGAGUAUAUGAACUUCGUGGAAAGCAGUGUUGAGAAGACGUUAUGUUGCUGGUUUUGUACAUCUGGGCCAGUGUCUAUCACAGCACGAACUGACAGACGGGGUUACUGUCCAGGUGAAUCCAUCCAGAUAUUUGCCGAAUUCAGCAACCAUUCUUCCCGUACGGUGUUGCCUCAAGCCACACUUUUCCAGUCACAAAUCUUCUUUGCUGGCAACAAGUCAAAGCUACGGAAAACCAGGUUUUGCACCAUUUCUGGUUCCCCUGUGGGUGCGGGCGGGACAGGAGUGUGGGAGUCGCAGGAGAUUGAGAUUCCGGCCGUGUCCCCCACCAUCAGGAACUGCUGUAUCCUCAAGGUCAAGUAUUUCAUAGAGGUGUCUCUACACAUCCCAGGAUCCCAGAACUUAGCCCUACAGCUCCCCGUUGUGAUAGGUACAGUGCCUUACCGUCAGGGCCGACACCCACCUUCCAAUCUGCAGAUGGACACACAGUUCGGUGAUGUGCCUCUACUACCAGCACCACCCCCAUACUCCGAGAAUGUGACACCACCACCUUUUGGAGACCCGCCCACCUACUGUGAAAGCAUAGAAGGAGCGGUCAAUAUUCUUGAUGAAGAUGACGACCCCGGUCAGAUGGGCAGUGUUACCUUUACUCCUAUGUAUACCUUUGUGUAUGACUACCGACGACCCCCUGCUUAUUCUGAGAGCGAUCCCCACCCUCCUCAUUGAUUUUCUUGUCACCUUAACCAGCUGCUACUUGUACAACAAAAGGAGUUUCUCAGAGUGGUCUGGAUUUUAUCAGGAAUGGUCUGGAUUGUACAAGGAACUGAUUGGAUUGUACCAAAUUCCUUUAGCUCAACAGGGAUGAAAAUACAUGCACGAUCUUCAAGGAUUGAAUAAUAAAUCUGACCUUCAAAGUCUCUGUAUGUCUAUCAAACUGAAUAUUUUUUUAAGGAAUGCAUAUUUUGAAAUAAUUAUGUCAUUUUAAGAUGUCAGUAUCCUUAUUCACAUGUCAAUGCUAAGGGCUGAGUGUUAGAAUGCAAUUCAUGGCCCAGAGUUGAUAUUUCUGAUCUGAAGUUGUUGAGGUUCGCCUUGCUGUUUACAAGGUGACUAUUGGUUCUGAACUUGCUGUCUUUCUGUUUUUAUUUGUAUAUUGAAGAUUCGGAGGCAUAAAGGUUUUGGUCAGUAUGUUUGUCCACUAAAACUUUAACCUCGCCCAUAAUUUUAAUGGAUGGUGAGAGGGCUAUCAUAUUUCACAUGUGUAUUCCUUGUGACAAGACCUUUCUUUUGGUACCAAAGUUUUAACUGUGACCUUCACUUUGGACCUAUUUUUGAAAAACUUUAAUAACCUACUGGUAGGCCAUAACUUCUAAAUGGUUAGUUAUAGGGUUUUCAUAUUUCAUGUGUUUAUUCCUUUUCACAAGACUUUUUUUAGGUAACAAAUUCUAUUACUUAUUAAAUGCCCUUGAUGUUUGAUCUACUUCAGAAAAAUUUUAACCUUGGCGUGAACUUUUGAAUUGUAAGUGAUAAGGCUUUCAUAUUUCACAAGACCUUCACUUUUAAUACCCAAAUUUCUGACACCUUGACCUGGGAAUUUGGUCUACUUCCUGAAAAUUUUUAACCUAGGCCAUAACUUUUGAAUUGUUAAUGAUAGUGUUUUCAUAUUUCACAUGUAUAUUCCUUGUGACAAGACCAUUAUCUGGGUUCCAGAAUUGUUUUGCUGUCGUAUUGGGGGUGGGGGCAUAUGUGUUUCACAAGCACAUCUUGUUGAGGUGGCUUUUGGAUGUGAGCUUGCCGCAAUUUUGUUUUUGAGGUGGUUUUUCAUACAUCGUGCUAUAAUGUAUUGUCUAUUAUCUUGCUUUAUUUUCUGUACUUGUGUUGUUUUAGUAUUUUGAAAUGUAUGGUGCUAAUUUUGUGAUAUUUUGAAAUCCUUAAAUGUGUGGUUGUUAUAGAACUAUGUUGUUAAUUAAGCAAUUGCUAGAAUUAUGAUGUGAAUGUAGUCUUUUCCGUCUUUGUGCUCUAGAAGUACUGUUACAGUACUUGCCGUUGUAUAGGGACUCACUGAAUGCUGACCUGUGUAUGUAGAUUCUAUCUCUAAACAGGUCCCCAAGGUCCUAUUGCUCUUCUUAUAAAUUACUUGUGAAAGUCAGAUAUUCUUAUGUGGUAUUGAAAUAUUGUUCUAACAACACUUGCAGGAAAUGCUGUCUGAAUUCCUGACACACAGAGCUACUGGAACAAGCUUUUGAUAUUUUGAAAGGUCAGAAAUAGUUCACUACCCAGAGUACAAUUGCUAGAUAGAUGUAUGUUGUAAGGGGAUGCCCCUCUUUACAAACCUUUAUUCAAUGUCAGAUGUAAGGGGAUGCCCCUCUUGACAAACCCCUAUUCAAUGCCGCGUGCAUUUAUAUCUUGUGACUACAUGUACAUGGUUUAUUUGAAGGAGUUUGUAUUCAAGCUGUUCAUAUUGUAGCUUGAUGUCUUUUAAUGUUAUUGAAUCAACCUUGUGGCCAUUUACCAAUGGCAAUUUCACUGGAAGUAAUUAUUCAUGUUACUUGUCUUGAAUAUCCGAUGUAUACAAUGUGUAUAUUUGCAGAAAUCUUAAUGGUUAAGUUGGAGGAAAAGGCAGGCAAUCUCUCUGAAUCAUAAUGAAUGAGAUCUUUAGCUCACUUCUAAAUCUAAUGUAUAUCAAUACACGGCGAUCUUGUUAGGUACGUGGCGGAAUUCUAAAGCUCUUUGUACGUGUUUAGUGUUAUUUCAGAUUUGGGAGUAGACUAAAGGUCAUAUUUCAAACAGAUAGUGUAUAUUUCUGUGUGGGUUUUUUUAUUUUAUAGCAUCCCGAAGGUAUAUUUCUGUGGGAUUUGUUUUUUAUAGCAGGGUAUUUUUCUGUGUGGGAUUUGUUUUAUACUGUCUUUCUGUGGGGUACUUAGUAUGUGCUCAGAAUUACUGAUUAUACAGAGAUGUGCAUCUUUAUUUUAGAACCAAUUUUACAACUUUCCAGGUUGUCUAUGUGCGUGUCUUAUUAAAAAUUUAUUAUGGCAUGCUAAUCUUUGCCUCAUAUAGGUACAUGGAAUUAAGAAAUUUUUAUUCUUUAUUCAAACUUUCGAUAUUGGUUUUACACCGUCACACAAGAAUUAAUGAUGUACACUCUGUUUUGGAAAUAUUUGACUGAGACAUCAAGUUUUUAUAUUGGUGUUGUAGGAAAUGGAAUGUGGCAACUGAGGUCCAAACCCGAGUCAAUAUAAUUAAAAUUAGAUCCUUUGAUUCGUUCAUCUACUAUUGCUACACAUAGUACAAACCUAUGUGUAGUGAUAUUAUAUGAGCGGAUCAAAGGAUCUAAUUUUAAUUAGAUUGAAACCUGAGGGAGAUUUAACUAUGUAUAUUCAUGUACAUAAACUCUCAAUGUACAAACAAUUCAUCAUCUAUAUGCCUUUCAAUGUUAUAUAUAUAGUAGGUUUUUAGUUUAACUUUUUGUUGGCAGUCUUUGUACUUAUACAUGUAAUAUGAUGAUGAAUAUAAUAUUUAUUGUUUUUUUUUUAUAUUGAUAUAUAUUUUUUUCUAAUUUUGUAAGUGUAAUAUUAUUACAUGUUUGUUAUAUGAUAUUGUAACUUCAUGUGUUGCCAUUCAACCUGUUUGUCUAGAUAUAAAGGUGUUGAUUAAUAAAUUAAGGUGUCAAAAUGUCAACGAUGAAGUCUGUUUUUAACAUGCCCAAGAAUGAAACAAGUUCAAAUUGUAAGUCUAUUUUAUUGCCAAUCUAAUUAAAAUUAGAUGUUAUACGCGAGUGGAUCCAACAUCUAAUUUUAAUUACAUUGUUUUAUUGCCAGGGGACAAUAUGCGAUAUAUUUCACAUUGGUCUCAUUGAACAGCUACCCCACAGAUGUGUAUCAUAAAAAUAUGGAGCAAGUGUAUAUAUACACUUGCAAUAUUGAUCAAGCAAUAUUGAUAGGACGCAUACAAUACUGACCAAGCACCAUGUGGUUACCUGUAACCUUGGCUAAGCAAAGUUGGAACUUGUUGAGCUUAGAAAGGUCUUGUACAGUGUAUGUAGUCUGUACUUUCUAAAAGUAAAUCACAUAUUUUUACAAUAAAAUACAUGCAUGUACAAAACCACUCGCUGUCCACAUACAUGUAGAAAAUGACACUCUUCAUAAUUUGACAUCAACAUAGUUUUUCACUCAUGACUUUGAUGUACCGGUAUUCCCAUCCCAAGAGCUAGCACACAUAAUUGUGUCUGUAAUAGUAGUAGUAGGAGGUCUUGUACCAUUCCAACCCUAAUAAAAAAAAACUACCAUUGUUAUUGCAGACAAAAUUACCGGUUCCUAUGGAGCUAGUCACCAUUAUCACCCAAGUUUUUUUUUUAUCACAAAUUUUGUAUGAUCAAUCAGCAAGGUCUGGUCUUGACAAUUCCAGAAAAAAUGACAUCAAUUAUGAACACGGAGAUUGAGCAAGCCACAACUUGUACAGUCAUCAAUAGCUAGUACUUUAGUGACAUGCUUGGUCUCCUACACACUUUGAGAUUGAUGAUUAUCCCCGAGAGAAAAAUCUCUCGUGUCUACUGAUUGGUGGUGCAUUAACACUGACCGAGUCGUGCGGAGCCGAGAUCAGGUGACCUGACUCUGCAGUUCUUCUGUCCAGUCGUCUUCCCCCAUGUCCUCUUCUGCACUCGUACAUUCCUCCAAGUUUUGAUAGCAGCCUUGUUUGGCCCGGAUCAGAUCUCCCCACAGGAUUACUGCCCGACACAAAGGACACUUCCCGUCCACUGGAAUGAUCUGUCCAGGCUGGUUUGUAAGAAACCGCUUGGCCAAGCAUAUGAUAUGGGCCUGCAUUGAACACUUUGGAUGAACACACUUCAGAUUACUAUCACUGGCCUUCAAACGCUCUCUACAAAUACUGCACCUGAUGUGUUUCUCGUUUUUCCUGAGGAGACUCAGUAAUUCAUCGUCAUCACCUUGACUGUCGGAUGCCCCCGAUUUACUUUUUUUAUUUGCUGCAUUCUUUUUUAUUCUAAUGGGACCGUAUGCUAUGGGCAUGUGCGCUGGCGGACUGAACUCCAGGGAAAAGUCCUGAAUGUACUGCUGUUUUAACCACCGAAUGGUUAAUGCAAACCUGCACCAGGGGCACGUAUUUAGCAUGACAGAGACAAUUCGGAAUUUAUACUGAAACGGUGUCUCUUUCUUCGUUUUUGCGGGUAAAUGUUUCAACCUUCUAGACUUCUUUGGAUUUUGCCACGCCCAUUCGAAUCGCAAUGCUGAGAUCUCAUUUGGAAACCCAUGAAUGACAAGCACCAUUUCCCACGGUCCCCGACCAUGCGUCCUCCAGGCCCCGCCUGCCUGUUUCCCUUUGUUAUGUUGUUGGAUUCGCCUGUUUGGGUUCACCGUGAAUCCAAUAUAAGUCCUGCCUUUAAACUGUGGGUUGACGUUAUACAGUAAAUACACACCGAAAAAUUGUUCCAAUUCUGCCGAUGCGUCCAUUGUUGUGAUU
Molecule: messenger RNA, 6691 nt
Organism: Ostrea edulis (European flat oyster)
Lineage: Eukaryota; Metazoa; Mollusca; Bivalvia; Ostreida; Ostreidae
Product: arrestin domain-containing protein 3-like
Exons: 9
Coding region: 749-1945 (398 amino acids)
Biological process (GO): protein transport
Cellular component (GO): cytoplasm
Source: RefSeq, a predicted model, not a curated record